AUGAACAUUAAGCAGCGGGAGGACGAGACGUUGAGGUCCUACAUAACCCGUUUCAACAAGGAGGCCCUCUCAAUUGACGAAGCAAAUGACAAGAUACUCGUAGCAGCAUUCACUAAUGGGUUACGAAAUUGUAAGUUCUUGUUUUCUCUAUACAAGAACGAUCCAAAGACCAUGUCGGAUGUGCUUUACAGGGCUACCAAAUAUAUGAACGCGAAAGACGCACUGCUGGCCCGUAAGGAUAAGCCUAGAAAAAGGGAAAGACAGGAGGACACACGACAGGAUAGGAGGCGAAAGAUCAAAGACGAAGAAGCCCUGAUAUUUCCUGGCAAGUUGAAGGGAGAUCCCAGCAAGAGGCCAAGGGAUAAGUACUGUCGCUUCCAUCGAGACCACGGGCACAACAUAGCUAACUACUAUGAUCUAAAACAGCAGAUAGAGGCCCAUAUAAGACAGGGGAAGCUACAGAGGUUUGUUAGCAAGGAAAGAAGGGAUCCACCCCAAGAGCAGGGCCUACGACAGGAGAAUGAAUGCCCAAAACCGCCCAUUGGAGACAUAAGGAUGAUCGUAGGGGGCACGACAACUUUUGGGUUAUCUAAAAAAGCUCGGAAGACCUACCUAAGAACGGUCUAG
Molecule: messenger RNA, 627 nt
Organism: Quercus lobata
Lineage: Eukaryota; Viridiplantae; Streptophyta; Magnoliopsida; Fagales; Fagaceae
Exons: 2
Coding region: 1-627 (208 amino acids)
Source: RefSeq, a predicted model, not a curated record